AAGACACCCAGAGAAACCUCUGCGUAAGGCAAUAAGGCAGAUAAAACCCUUCAUUCUGCUGCUUUUUGUGACUGACGCUGAGCCUGAAGCGGCUGUUUAGACGCACCAUCAGAGACAACCGAGCUGCAGGGAACUUAUUUUUGAAGCCAUGGAAGAACAAUGCCUGGUGAUUCUGGACACUGACACCAAUACUGCCACAGAGGCUGGCAAACAAACGCCCAGCAUGAACAACAACAGCAACAACAGCCGCUGGAAGCUGGCUGGAGCCCUGCUGACUACACUUUGCUUCGCUGUUGCCGGAGCCCUCCUCUUCGUGGGGAAAGCCAAGUAUCCCUCUGCUUUCCUUCUUAUACAGGUGCAGGAUCAUGUGCAGGAGGCUGAUGAUAUUCGCCACACGUUGAGGCAAAUCUCUGGGAAUUUAAGAGCUGCCAUUCAUUUAGAAGGAGAGUACAGCAGUGACCUGAAAAGCUCUGUGGAGUGGAAAAGGAAUGUGAACCAUUACCACGCUCAAGGAGGGCUCGAGCUCAUUGACAAUGAGAUUGUGAUCCCUCAAAAUGGGCUCUACUUUGUCUACAGCCAGGUGUCCUUCCGCGUCAGCUGCAGCAGCGAUGACACCAACAGGCCCAUGGUCCACCUGAGCCACACUGUACAGCGAUGGUCCCGAUCAUAUGGGAACGAUGACAACAAGAAGGAGUACCAGACCAUACUGCACUCUGUGCGCACUGCCUGCCAAAAGAUGGCCAGCAGCAACCCUGAAGAGGAAGGCAACUGGUUCACCACCAUUUACAUGGGAGCCGUGUUCAACCUGAACAGAGGGGACCAUCUGAAGACAGUGAUGGACGAAAGGCUGCUGCCCCACCUGGAUGAAGACGAAGGGAAAACCUUCUUCGGUGUGUUUGCCUUGUAA
This is a messenger RNA of Myripristis murdjan (pinecone soldierfish), 907 nucleotides long. RefSeq names its product tumor necrosis factor a (TNF superfamily, member 2) (gene tnfa). NCBI's taxonomy places the organism in Eukaryota, Metazoa, Chordata, Actinopteri, Holocentriformes, Holocentridae. The record is from RefSeq and is a predicted model, not a curated record. Gene Ontology annotation, cellular component: membrane. The coding region runs from base 149 to 907 and encodes 252 amino acids. Gene Ontology annotation, biological process: immune response. The transcript is spliced from 4 exons. Gene Ontology annotation, molecular function: tumor necrosis factor receptor binding.